Messenger RNA from Mollisia scopiformis, 909 nucleotides. RefSeq lists its product as uncharacterized. The transcript has a single exon. Bases 1 to 909 code for a protein of 302 amino acids. The record is from RefSeq and is a predicted model, not a curated record. Lineage: Eukaryota; Fungi; Ascomycota; Leotiomycetes; Helotiales; Mollisiaceae.
AUGCGUUUCCUCUUCCUCACCGAGGCUCUAGCCUUCACAUCACUAGCCACAGCCCACCUCAUUCCCCGCCAAGCCCCAGCAAGCGUCUACAAAGGCAGCGGCUGGAUCGAAUUUCUCGUCGUCCGUUCCAACGGAGACCUCCUAGUCAAUCACCUCGACAAGCCAGAAAUCUGGUCCCUUGACUCCACAACCAAAGCGGCGACAAAACUCGCGACUUUCGCCAACGCCACCAGCACUACUGGAAUCACCGAAUAUGCUCCUGAUCAAUUCGCGGUCGUGACAGGCAGCUUUAAUAUAACGAACAUUUCGUACACUCAAGGGUCGUGGGGAGUGUGGAAGGUUGAUUUGAGUGGGGCGACUCCUAAGACAACGCUUGUGAAGGAGGUUCCCGAAUCCAAUUUUUGGAUUGGGAUUACGCCUUUCAAUAACGAUACCGUGUUCAUCGCUGAUGCGGGGAAGGGAGCGAUUUACAAAAUGACGCUUUCGACUGGGAAUUAUAGCAUGAUUCUUCAGGAUCCGACGAUGAUAGCGCCCAGCGGAUCGCUGAUCACGGAGGGUAUUCAUGGGAUUGUGUACAAUAAUGGGUACGUGUACUACAGCAACACAUUUGGGAACGGAUUCUACAAAGUGAAGAUCGAUGCUACGACGGGGAAGACCAUUGGUGCCCCGAUCGCAGUUGUACCAUCGAUGUCGAAUCCGGAGGGCUUUACUUUUGGGCCUGAUGGUUCGGCCUACGUUUGUUCUGUUGGAAACAAGAAUAUUGCAAAGAUCACUCCCUCGGGGAAUAUGACGACGAUUACUGAUGCAUCUGGUUGCUCUUCUGUUGCGUUUGGGAGGACGGCGAAAGAUAAAAGUACCUUGUACAUUUCAACCAGCACUGGUGCUGUUCUGUCAACGACUAUCAGCUAA